UCUCUUGAGCGUCCAAGCGACAGCCAUCGAUGACGAAACCCGCCGUCGGACAGUAGGAACGGCGGGGAGAGACGUGCAACGAAUGAUGCGAGGAGUGAGGGCCUUCAAGAGCGCUGCCAGUGACAAGGAAGCCAAGUCAGAGAAGAAGCUCGUGGCGUUCAGCAAGGAGGAAGGCACCGAGGCAACGAAAGAAGGCAGGGCGGCAUCGAUGCUCAAGAAAGCGAUCUCCAAGACGAGCGGCGAGGAGAGCGCCGUCUCAGCCAGCUCUGCAGCGGAGACAUCGGAGAGCAGCGACAGUCAAGAAGCCGACGCUGGCAAAGUCGAGACGCAAAAAGACAUGUCUCCUACGGAGCGUCUUGGCAGGUCAGCGAGAGUGUGGAGAAGCGCUUGAGCUUUGCCCAUGGUCACGCCUGGUUUGUCUCUACAGACUGUACAGUGUCCACGCUUCUGCAAUCUCUCAAGAAGGACGGACUUUCAGUCAGGCAGGGACCGACGUGCAGAGGCUGCUUCGAGGUGCUGCAGCGUUCAGAGCUGCAGGAAAGAGACGAGCCACCGCACCGUCUGCCCCUCCGCAAGCUGACGAGGACCAGUCGCGAGAAGCUGCUUCAGCCAAGGCUUCGUCAGCUUUUCCAAAGAAGGGCUUGCCACAAGGCAUUGCAUCGAGGCUGAGAUUGAAGGCGAAGAGUGCGGCACAGAGCGGUAAAGAAGGUGGCGAGAUAUCGGAGGUCGCAAGCAGCUCAAGCUCGUCUGAAGUCAAGGCCGAGGACUUCGAAAAGCAGGAAGGCGUGACGACCACCGAGAGAAUGGCCGAGUAAAAGAAUGAACAUACACCGCAGACAAUGCGCAUUCUUUUACUCGGCCAAUUCUUUUACUCGGUGUGCGUGUCUUUUUAUUCCCUGCAGCCUACUGAGAGCCCAAGCUGGAGGUCAGUACAGGUUGCGAUGUCUGCAUUGGUUUCUUCUUCAUGUAUCCUGUGGAUGCUUAGCAAUCGCGGAAGAGCGAGGCAGAAGCAUGAGCACGGCAGGCCGCGACGUGCAGCGAAUGCUGCGAGCGGUAAGUGCCUUUCGCAUGAGUUCUCCAACCCCUCCUCAGCCUUCUCGUGGCGGCGAAGGGGAAGCAGAGCAACGAGAGGGAGGCAGAAGACGCGGAGGUUCGUCGUCAGCUCAGCGAUUCAUCAGGUGAAACCGUACCAAUCGAUUCACACAGCGAGGCAUCUGUUCGUACCAUAUUCGUUCGACACAUAAUUUUCCAUGCAGUAUGUAUCGAGCCGAGCGCAAGAGUGAAUGACAGGUGUGUAUGUAUGUAUUCCUUCCAAUGCUUCUCUCUUUUUUCCCGUGCCGUUCAUGUCCCGUGUCUCCCUCACAAUGUUCAUCAAUUAUGAGUCGGGAACGAAUUCUUUGCCUGGUGGCACAGGCUGGUGCGAUUGCGUUUGAGGCGUCACACUGUGGCUGUAGAGAUGGGAUUUGGUUCUGUGCGGGAUGGUCGGUCAUUGUGUUCAAGU
Messenger RNA from Vitrella brassicaformis, 1501 nucleotides. The record is from the annotation of a GenBank genome assembly. NCBI's taxonomy places the organism in Eukaryota, Vitrellaceae.